UCACUCGGAGAUUAAGCACGAGUGCGGCGUCUGCUCCUGUUUGCAGGCAGAAGUCGGAGCAGCUGUGAUUUGGUGCCGUAGAAAGAAAAGUGUAAAUGUGUCUUUGAGCCUGGAACAAACACAGGAGGCUGUAAAUGAACAGACUGAAGUUCAAAAGUCAAAAUUACAAAAACUGCUUCAAAAAAGAAAACGAAACAAAAUGUGAAAGUUCCGGUUCUGAAAAGCGACGAGUAUGCCGCGAAGGACACCAGGCUGCCACCAGGGGGCGUCGUAACACUAAACGGUCCUAUUGCAAUCAUCGUCUCAGCACACGGAGGGACAGGUGGUUCAAAAGUGAAAGAAAACUGUGAAAAAGUCAAAGCAGACGCUGAAGCUGCCAAAACAGCUGUGUUAGAAGCAACGCUGCAAAGUGACAGCAUGAGGAAGCAGCAGUCAGGCAAAGUUCACACGGCCCGUUAGUUCUGCAUUACUCAUUGCAACAGGCAGGAAACACACAUGACACAUUCAACGUCUCUCUGCAUCACACUCACACCACAGACUCACAGAGGGAGGGAGCAGAGGAGAGGAGGUGAACCACAGAAGGAGCAGAGGAGACGCUGAGAGCCUGCACACUGGACCGAUCGAGCUCCUUCAAAGGGAACAGACGAAGAGCGAGACCAGAGAGGAGCAGGAAGACGUAAAGGAGAAGUUCAAACCUGAACUACAAAAGUCCGGCGUAAACGCUACGCAGAAGAGAAAGAGCUGCGAAAGGCAAACAGACGAAGAGGAGCAGGAGGAGAACGUGCACAACCAGAGGGGGAGACCCUCACCCUUUAAGGAGCAGGGAGGAGGAUUAGACAUAUAAGGAGGCGAGACAGCAGGAACGCCAACAUCGACAAAGGUGGAGCAAAAAGAGGAACGGAGAAAGACGAGGUGAGGAGAGGUGAAGCAGCGGUGUCGUCAUGGAGGAGGACAUCAGGAAGCAGGGGGUGCUGUACCUCCAGCAGCAGAGGUUUGGAAAGAAGUGGAAGCGGGUGUGGUGCGUGCUGUACAGAGAAAGCUCCUGCUCCAUCUCCAGGCUGGAGUUCUACGAGUGCAAAGACGGAGGCAACGCCGAGAAGAAUGACAAAACCCUGCGCAAGCAGCAGGAGCACAAGAAGGUGAUCCGUCUGGCGGACUGUAUCCGGGUGACGGAGGUGGAGAUGGAGGGAUGUCCCAAAGACACCGGGUCCUUCCUGGUGGAGACCACGGAGAAGAUCUACGUGUUCGCCGCUGACAGGAACCAUCUGGAUGACUGGACACACAAGCUGUGUGAAAUCGCCUUCCCU
This is a messenger RNA of Haplochromis burtoni (Burton's mouthbrooder), 1307 nucleotides long. RefSeq names its product docking protein 2. The record is from RefSeq and is a predicted model, not a curated record. NCBI's taxonomy places the organism in Eukaryota, Metazoa, Chordata, Actinopteri, Cichliformes, Cichlidae. Gene Ontology annotation, cellular component: cytoplasm. Gene Ontology annotation, biological process: positive regulation of MAPK cascade; cell surface receptor protein tyrosine kinase signaling pathway.